This is a messenger RNA of Hypanus sabinus (Atlantic stingray), 1957 nucleotides long. RefSeq names its product mitochondrial ribosomal protein L46 (gene mrpl46). Lineage: Eukaryota; Metazoa; Chordata; Chondrichthyes; Myliobatiformes; Dasyatidae. The transcript is spliced from 4 exons. Gene Ontology annotation, cellular component: mitochondrial large ribosomal subunit. Gene Ontology annotation, molecular function: structural constituent of ribosome. The coding region runs from base 30 to 887 and encodes 285 amino acids. The record is from RefSeq and is a predicted model, not a curated record.
ACCGCGCGUCUCGCAAUCGGAGAGCCGAGAUGGCUGCGCUUCGCCGGCUCCCCGUGCUCGGGAGCCUCGCCGGCCCCCGGCUUGGCCCCGCACUGCAGGGAUUGGCGGGGCGUUCCACCGAGGGCAGCCACACUCCGCAGCCGGGGGCCAACGGCUGGCAACUCUGCGGCGCCGUGUGUCUGCAGCGGCCGGCCGUGGUGUCGCGGGAGAAGAACCAGAUGGAAAGCGCGUUCGCGCGGCUGCUGGAGCAGAUGGAGCUGGAGAAAAGCCUCUAUUCUGAUCAUGAGCUUCGACUCUUUGAAGAUGAAGAAAGGAUUCAAAGAAGGCAGGCAUAUGAUUAUGAUUCAGAUGAAGAGGAUGAUGUUGGCCAUGACAUUGUGACUGGUCAUGAUCUGGAGGAUAUGUGGGAACAGAAGUUCAGACAGUUCAAACCUGCUGAUAGAGUACAAGAAGCUGACAAGAAGAAUGAUAGAUCAACGUUGAACAGGCGAUUGGAUGAAAAGCUGCUGUUGUUAAUAAAAGAAAAAGUGGAGGAUGAAGAUAUCUGGUUGCUACCACAGAGUUACUGGAAACCAGGGGAAACCAUGAGGCAGACUGCAGAACGCACCUUGUCGACUGUGUCUGGAAAUCAAUUGCAAGCUGUUUUUCUGGGUAAUGCUCCGUCUGGUUUCUACAAAUACAAAUAUCCAAAGGCUGUACAAACUCCUAGUAAUGUUGGAGCCAAAGUAUUUUUCUUUAAAGCCUUGCUGAUAAAUGGAGAUCUUAAGAUGAAAAAGAAAGAAGACCAUGUGUGGGUAACCAAGAGUGAGCUGAAGGACUACCUCAAACCAAAUUACUUAAAACAAGUUCAACGCUUUAUCUUUGAUAGCUCAGCAAUAAAUAUGUAGAAAUAUUAUUUUGUUAAAAUUGAAUCCUUCUGAAUAUUAAAUUAUAAAUCAAAUCUUGUGUGCCACUUUUUAUUGUACUUUGUUGUGCUCUUGGUUCUUCACUUAAGUUUCAAAAAUCUGACUUGGAAUGUCCUGUUUUCAAACAUUAGGUCCAUUUUAUUAACACGUAUAUUUUUUUGGAAAGCACUCAAAACCAGAUUUACUAUCCAGACCCAAUGAUGCAAUGAUGCCUGUGUCUAAACCAUUUCGAGGUCAACAGCAUUGCCAAGUGCCAAGUCCAGACCAAGUAAAGAUAGCAGUGGCAUUAGUGAGGCAGAUGGAUUUUUAAUUGUAAUCCAGUGGUUUAGUAGAUAUUAAUGACUGUUCCAGAUGAUUAAUAAUUCAAAUUUCACAGAUGUUGUAGGAAUUAAAAUUUACUCUUUGUAUUGCUGAUCUGAUAAUUUAACCUGAUAUCUGUACCCUUUGUUGAUUUGCACAUGUGGAAAUGAGUGUGACAAUAGAAUCCUUGAACUCAAAAAUAUAUCAAUCCUUUUGCUGAGCCAUUUGAAGGUUUGGUGCUGAAUGUCCCAACUAUGUCAAGGUAAGGAUUGACAAUCUUGGGAAUGAAGAUAUAAACUUUUGGAGAUGCUGUUGCUUGGUCUCAUCAGUUUGAUUCCAUCUCACACUGUCAGAGAACACUGUUCCAUUAUCAGUCAUUGUCUACCAGACACUAGGCAGCAAAGUCAGAACCGUUAGACAAAUCGAUGCCGAUUUUAAACUGCAUAUUAUCUAACUGUUGUAUUUGUCUAAUAUUUAUCAGUGACAGUGAAUCUUGCAUUUAAAUUUCUUUUCUCUUGGAAGAUGCAAAUUAUAUAUAUUUUUCUGGAUCUAGCCUAAUUUCAAUGCAUGCCACUGUGUGCCAAAAUCUUAAUAACUUUACCUCAUAACAUCAUAGCAUUUUAUUGCAAGCUACUUUCGUUCAUGGCCUUAUUCCACUUAAAUCUGCUUUGUUUGAGGAUUCACUCCACAAGUCAUUUGUAUUACCAUACAUGGUGACAUUAAUUAUGUAUUAAAUAAUUGCACACAUCAUG